AUGCAGGACAUUUGCAACAACAUGUGCUGGGGCGCUUACUGCACUAAACCGUCAUUUGGAGCAACACUGAAGUAUGAUCGUUACGGAGGUACUGGAAAACGCGAUAGUGAUAUUGGAAAAGCUCGCCAAAAGUCGGCUGGCUGUCUUCCUAGGCCCAACCGUUGCAGCACUAGCGGUGGCAAUCCGAGAGCUGGCGAGAACUGCGACGAGUAUCCAUUCGCAAGCACUUCUGACGCCGACAAGGGUGGGCAAGUUAGCAAGUGUGUCAUCAGCAGGCACAAUAGCCGCCAAGGUCGCAUUAUCCAACAGUACUACGGAAGCUCUUGCAAUAGUCAGCCAUGCAAAUUCAUUGUCGGCUUCGGUAACCCGGCCGCAGCUGGGGUACAAUACUGCCAGGCUUACAGUAAUCCGCACGGUAAAUGCAUCAACAACCAAAUUGCUAAGAUAUACAAGAACGGGGCUCCGGAUGUGCGUCCCACAACAAAGAAGCGCUCUGAGCUUGAACCUGUGGCCCAGUCUGCGCUGCUCCGGAUGUCCAGCGGCAUGGAAGUCUUGUUGCCAAUCGAUACCUUGCUCAAUACCACAUUCGUGCACCCAACUGCUCGCAACAACACUAUGAAGACUUAA
This is a messenger RNA of Alternaria postmessia, 627 nucleotides long. RefSeq lists its product as uncharacterized. The record is from RefSeq and is a predicted model, not a curated record. The coding region runs from base 1 to 627 and encodes 208 amino acids. NCBI's taxonomy places the organism in Eukaryota, Fungi, Ascomycota, Dothideomycetes, Pleosporales, Pleosporaceae. The transcript has 5 exons.